Planococcus citri (citrus mealybug) is the source of this 2803-nucleotide messenger RNA. RefSeq names its product Transitional endoplasmic reticulum ATPase TER94 (gene TER94). Bases 140 to 2557 code for a protein of 805 amino acids. The transcript is spliced from 15 exons. NCBI's taxonomy places the organism in Eukaryota, Metazoa, Arthropoda, Insecta, Hemiptera, Pseudococcidae. Gene Ontology annotation, molecular function: ATP hydrolysis activity; polyubiquitin modification-dependent protein binding; ATP binding. The record is from RefSeq and is a predicted model, not a curated record. Gene Ontology annotation, biological process: mitotic spindle disassembly; retrograde protein transport, ER to cytosol; autophagosome maturation. Gene Ontology annotation, cellular component: VCP-NPL4-UFD1 AAA ATPase complex; cytosol; nucleus.
CUUAUGAUUAUACACAUUCGUUGAUUUGUGGUUGGUUCAGUUGGAAACAGAAAGAAUAAAGAAUCUAUUGUUCCGGUUUUAUUAUUUAGUUUUAAUUAUUAAAUUUUUAAAGUACACUUUUUAAUUUAAUUAUUGUAUCAUGGCCGAUCAGGAUAAGCAAGAUGAUUUGGCUACCGCAAUCUUACGUAAGAAGGACCGUCCAAACAGGUUAAUCGUCGAAGAGGCUAUAAAUGAUGAUAAUUCAGUUAUUGCUUUAUCUCAGGCAAAAAUGGACCAACUUCAAUUAUUCAGAGGAGAUACAGUAUUGUUGAAAGGCAAACGAAGAAAAGAAUCAGUCUGCAUUGUUUUAUCCGAUGACACGGUUGCUGAUGAAAAAAUUCGGAUGAAUCGCGUUGUGCGUAACAAUUUACGCGUACGAUUGUCUGAUAUCGUCUCAGUUCAACCUUGCCCCGAUGUAAAAUAUGGAAAAAGAGUUCACGUUCUCCCCAUCGAUGAUACUGUUGAAGGCUUAACUGGCAAUCUUUUUGAAGUAUAUUUGAAACCCUAUUUUCUCGAAGCUUACCGUCCCAUUCAUAAAGAUGACACGUUUAUUAUACGAGGAGGUAUGCGAGCUGUGGAAUUUAAAGUUGUUGAAACUGACCCAUCUCCGUUCUGUAUUGUUGCUCCUGAUACCGUAAUUCAUUAUGAAGGCGACCCGAUUAAACGUGAAGAGGAAGAAGAGGCAAUGAGUGCUGUCGGCUACGAUGAUAUCGGCGGUUGUAGAAAACAAUUAGCUCAAAUAAAAGAAAUGGUAGAGUUACCAUUACGUCAUCCCAGUUUAUUCAAAGCUAUUGGUGUCAAACCUCCCAGAGGUAUUCUGUUAUACGGUCCUCCCGGUACCGGUAAAACGUUGAUUGCUAGAGCCGUCGCUAACGAAACUGGCGCAUUUUUCUUCCUCAUUAACGGUCCUGAAAUUAUGAGUAAAUUGGCUGGUGAAUCUGAGAGUAAUUUAAGAAAAGCUUUCGAAGAAGCAGAUAAGAACUCUCCGGCGAUUAUUUUCAUCGAUGAAUUAGACGCCAUUGCUCCCAAAAGAGAAAAAACUCAUGGUGAAGUUGAACGCAGAAUUGUAUCUCAAUUACUUACGUUGAUGGAUGGCAUGAAGAAAAGCUCUCACGUGAUUGUUAUGGCUGCUACCAACAGACCUAAUUCUAUUGAUGCGGCUUUACGUAGAUUCGGACGAUUCGAUAGGGAAAUAGAUAUUGGAAUUCCAGACGCGACUGGUCGGCUAGAGAUUUUAAGAAUUCACACGAAAAAUAUGAAACUCGCUGAUGAUGUUGAUUUGGAACAGAUCGCAGCGGAGACUCACGGACAUGUUGGUGCUGAUUUGGCAUCACUUUGUUCAGAAGCCGCGUUACAACAAAUUCGAGAAAAAAUGGACCUAAUUGACUUAGAAGAAGAUCAAAUUGAUGCCGAAGUCCUGAACUCUUUGGCUGUGUCGAUGGAAAACUUCAGAUAUGCCAUGGGCAAGAGCAGUCCGAGUGCGUUACGAGAAACUGUGGUUGAAGUACCAAAUAUCACAUGGAACGAUAUUGGUGGUUUGGAGAGUGUUAAACGCGAAUUACAAGAACUCGUUCAAUAUCCUGUUGAACAUCCCGAAAAAUUCAUCAAAUUCGGUAUGCAACCAUCCCGAGGUGUACUGUUUUACGGUCCUCCUGGUUGCGGUAAAACUUUACUCGCGAAAGCUAUUGCUAAUGAAUGCCAAGCUAAUUUCAUAUCCGUGAAAGGACCCGAACUUCUAACCAUGUGGUUCGGUGAAUCCGAAGCAAAUGUCCGAGACAUUUUCGAUAAGGCUCGUGCUGCCGCUCCGUGCGUGCUAUUCUUUGAUGAAUUAGAUUCAAUCGCGAAAUCACGUGGUGGUAAUAUCGGUGAUGCUGGUGGCGCUGCCGACCGAGUUAUCAAUCAAAUUCUAACUGAAAUGGAUGGUAUGGGAGCAAAGAAGAAUGUAUUCAUCAUCGGAGCAACGAAUAGACCGGAUAUCAUCGAUCCUGCUAUUUUGCGUCCUGGACGUUUAGAUCAACUAAUUUACAUUCCUCUGCCUGAUGAAAAAUCGAGGGAAGCUAUUCUAAAAGCUAAUUUAAGGAAAUCGCCGGUCGCUCAAGAUGUUGAUUUGAAUUACGUCGCUAAAGUAACGCAUGGCUUUUCUGGAGCUGAUUUAACAGAAGUUUGUCAACGAGCUUGUAAAUUAGCUAUCCGUCAAAGUAUAGAGGCCGAAAUUCGUAGAGAGAAAGAAGAGGCUAAUCAACCUCCCGGUGCAAUGGAUACGGACGAAGAAGAUCCAGUACCGGAAAUUACUAGAGCGCAUUUCGAAGAAGCAAUGCGAUUUGCUAGACGUUCCGUCACCGAUAACGAUAUUCGUAAAUACGAAAUGUUUGCGCAAACUUUACAACAAUCUAGAGGAUUCGGAAAUAAUUUCAGAUUCCCUAGUUCAACUGCGGCCCCUACGCCUCAAGCUGGUACAACGGGUACCGAUCAAUCUAAUUUCCAAGACGACGGAGAUGACGAUGAUCUUUAUGGUUAAUGUGGUGUAUUUAAAAUACUUUUUGAAUUAUGUUGUUUAGCGUCUGGUUUUCAUUUUAAUAUUUUCUAAGUCGCAAAUUUAAUACAUUUUUAAAAUUUUAUUUUGUCUAAAUAUUAUUAAUUUCUUUACACUAGUAGGUAAAUAAUUCGGUUUCGAAAAAGAUGAUAUGUACUUUGAAAAAGAGUGUUUUCAAAUCAGUUUAUUAUACAAAUUUGCUAAAAAUAUACGAUAUACAAAAUUGUUUUA